Messenger RNA from Brettanomyces nanus, 456 nucleotides. It is a transcript of the gene MBF1, whose product is annotated as multiprotein-bridging factor 1. Bases 1 to 456 code for a protein of 151 amino acids. Lineage: Eukaryota; Fungi; Ascomycota; Pichiomycetes; Pichiales; Pichiaceae. The record is from RefSeq and is a predicted model, not a curated record. The transcript has a single exon. Gene Ontology annotation, molecular function: DNA binding. Gene Ontology annotation, cellular component: nucleus.
AUGUCGGAUUGGGAAAAUGUCACUGUUAUCGGAAGAAAGGCCAGAAGCUCUACAAAUACUGGCCCUAAGGAAAAGGUCGUCAGAUCAUCGGGUGCUCUAAAUGCAGCCAGAAGACAAGGUGCCGUCACCUCAGUUGAAAAGAAAUAUAAUGCUGGUAAUCUUAGAGGCGAUCCAGAAGGACAACGUCUAACGAGGGUGGAUAGAAGUGAUGAUAUCGUCGUUCCAAAGAAGUUGGAUGCAGAUGUUGGUAAGGUUAUUCAACAGGCUAGACAGGAAAAGAAGUGGACUCAGAAAGAUCUAGCCCAAAGAAUCAAUGAGAAGCCAACCAUUGUCAACGAGUACGAGUCUGGAAAAGGUAUUCCUAAUCAGCAGGUCCUCGGUAAAAUGGAACGAGCUCUGGGUAUCAAGUUGAGAGGAAAGAAUCUUGGUGCUCCAUUGUUCAAGAAGAAGAAUUGA